Saccharomyces eubayanus is the source of this 1833-nucleotide messenger RNA. It is a transcript of the gene YEH1, whose product is annotated as sterol esterase. The transcript has a single exon. The record is from RefSeq and is a predicted model, not a curated record. Bases 1 to 1833 code for a protein of 610 amino acids. Gene Ontology annotation, biological process: lipid metabolic process. NCBI's taxonomy places the organism in Eukaryota, Fungi, Ascomycota, Saccharomycetes, Saccharomycetales, Saccharomycetaceae.
AUGCACACCUAUUGUUUAGAAAGAUUGUGUACGUUUUUUAAUGCACGGGGUCGCAAAUCAGAGUAUUUACAAUAUAUAGACACAUUUACGGCAAGUCACACGAUGGGUGCAGCCACGGUUUUGAAAAGGGCUAGGAAUUUACUAGCGACGUUCAUAGUAUGCUGCUUUAUGGCGGUGGUGCUUGUUCUGGCGCUGGCACGCCAUUUCAUCAACGAGCACAGGGAUACCAGGAGUUCUUCGACGCGGAUCAAGGUCAGCGAAGGCAGCAAAAGGGCCAUGCACCAUGACCACGUCUUCACGAAGACCAAUGCCUACUCAACGCCAUUCCUCGAUCUGGAGCACGACAAGAAAAACGGCAUAAUCUACGACCACACAAGGACAGUGAUACGCAAAAAGAACCGCGACGAGGAGUCGCUUUCUCUGCACAAGAGCCUUUUCCACAAGUUUCUGAAAAAGCUCAUCUUCCGGUUCAUCGAUCAAGACAAAGAUGACGAGCAAGUGACGCAGGGAAAGUUUAACAAUAGCAACAACGAAAUUGCUAACCAUGAACCGAUCUUUGAGAAGAUCCCCGUCCAUUCCGACAACCCAUUGCAGAAGCUAAUCCUGUCGGAGGACUUGGCGCUGGUGCCCGAUCUAAACUACUAUUUCAACCAGUACAAUAUUCACAUAGAGGAGUUCAGAAUAGAGACUGAGGACGGGUUCGUUAUAGACCUAUGGCACCUGGUGCCGAAGUACACCACGGUAGAUUCCGAGAAGUCGAGUCAGAGGAAAAGGCCACCCAUUUUGAUGCUGCACGGUCUUCUACAAAGCAGCGGCUCGUUCGCAUCCAACGGCCGGAAAUCUUUGGCGUAUUUCCUGUACCAGUCUGGUUACGAUAUUUGGUUGGGUAAUAACAGAUGCGGGUUCAAGCCGCAAUGGAAUGAUGCGAAGCUAUCGACCCCAGAUUCCAAGUGGAACUGGGACCUUCGCGAAAUGGUCAAGUAUGAUUUGACUCUGCUGAUCGAUACCGUUUUGGCCAAGACACAAUAUGAAAAGCUUACUUUGAUCUCGCAUUCCCAGGGCACCACGCAGGCGUUUAUGGGCCUGGUCAAUGAAGAUGAGUUUUUCCCUCCCGGAUCAGGGACUAAAGAGUCGUUCUUUACCUCGAAGAUCGCCAACUAUGUCGCGUUGGCCCCCGCAGUGUAUCCAGGCCCCUUACUAAAAGAAAAGUUGUUUUUGAAACUCAUGACGAAGGGAAUCGACAAUCCUUGGUUCUUCGGGGAAACAUCUUUCUUCGAAAUCAUGAUGAUCGUGAGAAACCUGUGCAUCGGUGAAAGCUUGUUUUCCUUUGUGUGUUACACGAUCUUCAACUACCUAUUUGACUGGAACGAUACCCUCUGGGAUACCCCUUUGAGAGAUCGUCAUUUCUUGUUUUCUCCUGUGCAUGUUUCGGUGAAAUUGAUGCAGUGGUGGCUGUCUCCUGACCCGAAUAAGGUCAGUUUCAAGUUCGGCUCGCACAAUAUGUUCCCCRAUAACGUGAAGUGGUUUUCAGGCGCAUCGGCGACUCCAAAUAUUUACCUGUUCGUCCCCAAGCAAGAUAGACUAGUGGAUGGAGAAAGAUUGAUCAAUCAUUUCGUUAAUGUCGAAUCAAGUGUCAAUUACAAGAUCUGGUACAUUGACGAGUAUGCACACAUUGAUGUGCUGUGGGCACAUGACGUCAUCGAAAGAAUCGGUAAACCAGUUUUACAGAAUUUGAAUAAUUACUAUUUCAAUAAGGAGUCUAAUGUCUUUGAAAGCGAUUGUUCGGACACGGAGGUGGAGACGGAACUAGAAAUGGUUGAAGAAAAGGCUUGA